This is a messenger RNA of Argiope bruennichi, 1280 nucleotides long. It is a transcript of the gene TrpRS-m, whose product is annotated as tryptophan--tRNA ligase, mitochondrial-like. NCBI's taxonomy places the organism in Eukaryota, Metazoa, Arthropoda, Arachnida, Araneae, Araneidae. Gene Ontology annotation, molecular function: tryptophan-tRNA ligase activity; ATP binding. Gene Ontology annotation, biological process: mitochondrial tryptophanyl-tRNA aminoacylation. The record is from RefSeq and is a predicted model, not a curated record. The transcript is spliced from 7 exons. Gene Ontology annotation, cellular component: mitochondrion; mitochondrial matrix. Bases 167 to 1237 code for a protein of 356 amino acids.
UGCACAAAUACAGUAAACACAAAUGUAGCCUGUUUUAUCUGUUAGCCUAAUGCAAUAAAAACACUUUUCAUUUUAGUUUAAUUUUCGAUGAAAUUAAUAAAAUUUAAACAUUUUUUAAUCUCUUUCAAAUUAAGCACCAGUAGGACUAUAAUUUUUCUCUAAAAUUAUGUGGAUUUGCGCCUCUAGAUUUCGUUCUUUAGCCAAAAAUUUUAAAUAUAGCCUUAAUCAAAAGAAAUGCAUAUCAACAGUUUUCUCCGGUAUUCAACCUACCGGAGUGCCUCAUUUAGGAAACUAUUUUGGAGCUAUAAAAAAAUGGUCAUUGCUUCAAAAUGAAGGAAAAAAUUGUGUAUUUAGUGUUGUAGAUUUGCACUCCAUCACUCUUCCACAAAAUCCUCUGGUCCUAAGGCAUAAUAUUCACUUAGUGACUGCUUGUUUAUUGGCUUCUGGAAUCAAUCCCAAUUUGUCUAUUUUCUUUUUACAAUCUCAGGUCCCACAACAUACUGAAUUAGCAUGGAUACUUGGAUGUUUAACCACAAUGGCAAGGUUGACUCAUUUACCACAAUAUAAGGAAAAAUCAGGUUCAACUGAAAAUAUUCCUUUAGGAUUGUAUAUUUAUCCUAUUUUGCAAAGUGCUGAUAUAUUAAUGUACAAAGCAAAUGAAGUUCCUGUUGGAGAAGAUCAAUUGCAACACAUACAGUUAAGCCAACAUUUAGCCAAGUUGUUUAAUAACAGAUAUGGAAAAACAUUUCCCAUUCCUCAGCCCUUAGUUGAUGAAAAUUGCGCACGCAUUAAAAGUUUGCGACAACCUGACAAGAAGAUGAGCAAAUCUGAUUCUAAUAUUCGAAAUCGGAUUGAAAUCACCGAUCCCCCAGAUGUGAUGCUAAAAAGAAUCAAAGAAGCUGUCACAGACAUGACUUCCGCUGUGACAUAUGAUGCUGACCAACGGCCAGGGGUCAGCAAUUUGAUAUUGAUGCAUAGCUUAUGCACAGGUAAGUCAUGUGAGAGCAUUUGCGAAGAGCAUCGGAACCUGGACACUGGUCAAUACAAGCUAGUUGUGGCUGAAGCUGUGAUAGAGUAUUUCAAGCCUAUUCAAGCAGAAUUUCAAAGAUUAAUAUCUGAACCAUCACAUAUUGUUAAAAUUCUUGAAAAAGGCUCUGAAAAAGCCUCAAAAAUAGCUCAGCAAACUAUGAUUGAAGUUAAGAAAUUAGUUGGAUUGUCUCAUUUCGGUAAAUUAUAAUAUUAUAUUAUUAUAAAAACAUCUUUAAAUAUAGUUUUUUUUU